AUGCCCAAAAAUAGUCGAAAAGUCGCGCGCGUGCAAAUCGCGAGGAGUACCGCCCAGCAGAAUCUUGUCGACUGCGCAUCGUCCGACCAUCAACAGACUGGAGUUAGUGUGCAGGAGAGUGUAGACAGCAUCAGCUACACCACAAGGCAAGUGGAUCGCUCGCUCAACUGGCUUUUCAACCCGUCUGAUCUGCGACUGGUCGACCUGCAGUCACAUCUGACUGUCAUCCUACUUCGUGUGAGU
This is a messenger RNA of Mixia osmundae IAM 14324, 243 nucleotides long. RefSeq lists its product as uncharacterized. The record is from RefSeq and is a predicted model, not a curated record. The transcript has 2 exons. The annotation marks the transcript as partial. Lineage: Eukaryota; Fungi; Basidiomycota; Mixiomycetes; Mixiales; Mixiaceae.